This is a messenger RNA of Grus americana (Whooping crane), 1829 nucleotides long. It is a transcript of the gene LMO2, whose product is annotated as LIM domain only 2. The coding region runs from base 500 to 1051 and encodes 183 amino acids. Gene Ontology annotation, molecular function: DNA-binding transcription factor binding; transcription coactivator activity. The record is from RefSeq and is a predicted model, not a curated record. Gene Ontology annotation, cellular component: nucleus. Gene Ontology annotation, biological process: positive regulation of transcription by RNA polymerase II. NCBI's taxonomy places the organism in Eukaryota, Metazoa, Chordata, Aves, Gruiformes, Gruidae. The transcript has 3 exons.
UGUCCUGAUCCAGGCGUUCGGGCUGUGCUCUGCAGCGGUCCAUGCAGGCAUCCCGCUGGCGAAAGGGAUGGUAACUCCACGUAAAACCAGAGUCAUUUCAGCUCUGUACAUGCUAAUAACUGCAGUUAUGCUUGUCUGGAAUCAUGAUAAGAGAGAAGAAGAAAAAAUAUUAUAAAAUCUCCAUUUUCAGAUAACACUUAAAACAUUGCUCUCAGUAAACUUGAGUCAUUCGUGGUUCGUUUCCUGUGAGAUACUAAAAAUGCCAUCACUUAAAGCCCCGAGUGAACAUAUGGGAACUGUUUCUUUCGGGGACUAAAUCAAUUCAUUCCGUGUCACAUCUGAUGUUUUAUAUGUUUCUCUUAUUUGAUACUGCUUUUUAAGAACCUGUAAUCCAAGCUCCUAGGUGUAUGACGUCCAGGUUUCAACUACAGAGUUUUAGUAAUAUUUAUUUAUUUACCUACCUUGUGUUCUAGUGACUUACGUGCUAGCUUAGAAAUCUAUGGACAUCAAAAACCUAAUGCGUAAACCAGCAAUUCUGUUCUGCGUAAACAUCCGUCAGGCUGUUCCAGAGUUUAGGGCUUUCAGAGAGCCCUGGCUUGUGAUUCCUGAACACCCGGAGCCGGUGGAUGAAGUCCUCCAAAUCCCGCCUUCGCUGCUGACAUGCGGCGGUUGCCAGCAGAACAUCGGGGACCGCUAUUUCCUGAAAGCCAUCGAUCAGUACUGGCACGAAGACUGCCUCAGCUGCGACCUGUGCGGGUGCAGGCUCGGAGAAGUGGGGAGACGGCUGUAUUACAAACUGGGCAGAAAACUCUGCAGAAGGGACUAUCUCAGGCUCUUUGGCCAAGAUGGCCUCUGCGCCUCUUGCGACAAGCGAAUCCGGGCUUACGAGAUGACCAUGCGAGUGAAGGACAAAGUGUAUCACCUUGAAUGCUUCAAAUGUGCUGCCUGCCAGAAACAUUUCUGUGUUGGGGACAGAUACCUCCUCAUCAACUCGGACAUAGUAUGUGAACAGGACAUCUACGAGUGGACUAAGAUAAAUGGAAUGAUCUAGCAAAGACAUGCCUCAUAGUCUAUAAAAGACAUCUCACGGGCGACACCGAUGCAUAGCUGCAGUGAGGAGAUCAUCACUUGAGCUAUGGGCUUUGUCUAAAAUGGGGGGAAAAUACCACGGAGUCGGCCCUUUGCUGGCAGUGCUACGUAGAAUCUAAACUACAUAUAGGUGAAGAAGGGAGACCGAAGCAAUAGUAGAUAGACUAACUUCUGUUCACAAAGGCGCAUGGACAAUAACUGACAUCAGCCAUGUAGGCGAGAGUUGGGGAACAAACGCAACGCGCUAAUGAAUUCUCGUAACUGGAAAAAGAGUAGGGACUUCUGUAAAGAGAUGUUAUGACUUUGUCACCUGCAGACUAGGAUUGUGCAAUUGAAUUUUCUUUUCGUCUUGUUUUAGUUACUGAGUUUAGAUGACAGCUCCUAAUGUAGACAUGAGGAAGAACACUGGAAGAAAAGGGCCAUCACUUACAUGGUCAUUCUAUACAGCCUUACACCUUGGGUAGGAGAGAAAGCGGGAAAAGGGUGGGAGUUAUUUUUGCAUGGAUUUUUUUUUUUCUUUGAGAAUGAACAGUGCAUCCUCUAGUCCCAAACUCUUCUUUAAAAAAAAUCCUGCUGAAUAGUUGUUUUCAGGCACUGCUGUUUCAAGAUGAGAUGUUCCACAGAUCAUUUCUAUACAAAUAUAAAUCUAAAGAGUUGUUCAACUAUUUUAUUAACUUAGGUUAUAUCGAUAAAAUAUUUGUUGUGUGUAGUAAGACUCUGCAGCUUUAAUAAAAAUAACA